AUGGAUAGCUUUUAUAAGGAACUCACGGAAGAGGAAUAUGAGAAUGUGGGCAAGUAUAACUUCGAUCACCCGGAUGCUAUGGACUGGCCAUUGAUCAAGGAUACAUUUUUUAGGCUUUGCAAUCGUGAGGACGUUGAAAUUCCCAACUAUAACUAUCAAACUUGCAAAAGAGAUACUCCAGGCAUCAAGAUCAAGUGUACAGACCUGAUUUUAUUCGAGGGUAUAUUUGCUCUCGUUGAAGCACAGAUGAGGGAUAUCAUGGAUCUCAAGAUAUUUGUUCAUUCAGAUGACGAUAUCAGAUUGCUUAGAAGACUUAGAAGGGAUGUUAUUCAUAGAGGGAGAACAAUCGAGGGAGUCAUCAAAUCUUAUAACAGGUUUGUAAAGUCCUCUUAUGAUGAAUAUAUUAAACCUACUAUGAAACAUGCUGAUAUCAUCAUACCCAGAGGUGCUGAAAAUGAUAUUGCUAUUUAAUUUGUCACAGAAAAUUUAAUCAAUAGGUUGAAAGACAGAGGCGUAAUAAUGCCAACUCCGGGUACAAUUACUGAUAUCAUCAGGUAAAAACUUCAAUUCCCAGUACUUGAUGAAACCCUUCACCAUUUCUCUAAGUUCAAAUCCCAAAUCAGAGUAUAUGACAAAGGACAAACAGGGGAGGAAGAGACCAAUGAGUUUCUUUCAAUCUUAGAGAAAAUAAUGAUUAGAAUGAUCUACAAUGUUGACAAUGACAUGCUUGCACUUCACUUCAAUUACUUGUCAGAUAGCCUGCUUAAAUUGUUCAAGCACUUCAAUCCUAGCUUCGAUCAUCAUGGUGAAACCUGGUAGUUCUUGAAUUUAGACGACAGAUUCUGGAGACUCGGCUCAAGAUCCUUUAUGGAUGCUUUGGAAUAGCUAUAGAUGGAGAAUAUCGAGCAUUUAUGUAUCUAUCUCCCAGAAUUUACUUCUAAAAAUCAGCAAAGUAUUGAGAAUUUCCUUGAACUCAUGAAGAUUCUUAGGCAUUUUGAUGGACAUCAUAGCAUUUAAGAAAUACAUAUACUCUCGUUCUUUAUGGGCAGUUCAUUGCCUUAAGCAUUGAUGGAUUUACCUAACUUUUCUAGCAUUUACUUCUAUACUUUGAGUUUAAGUAACGAACUUUGUAAGUAUCCUUGCUUCAUUGAGGAUCAUUCCAAACACCUAAAUGGGGACGAGGAUAUUACACUAGAAAGCAAACUUGAAGCAUUUAAAUUAAAGGGCAAUUUAAACCCAGUGAUGUGCUAUAAGACAUUCUUCAAGUAAAUCAUAGUGAAACAAAUUGAAUCAAUUGAUAGCAUCAAUGAAAAUGGACAUAAUAACUGA
Stylonychia lemnae is the source of this 1329-nucleotide messenger RNA. NCBI's taxonomy places the organism in Eukaryota, Ciliophora, Spirotrichea, Sporadotrichida, Oxytrichidae. The record is from the annotation of a GenBank genome assembly.